GAAAGAAUUAGAAGACCGAAAUUGAAGGAGAAAUGACUCGCUGAUAAACACAUGAUUAUACACAUUUGCAGCAGCAGCUUCUCCUGGGACAAGGAAAGAAAAAAUAUUUCAGAGCUUAACAUAUAUAGAAUGCAUUGACAGAGAAAUGGCACCUAAGAGACAAUCGAAAGAUUCAAAGAAACAUAAGGAUCCUGGUCCCUCAAGAAGAGGAGCCGCCGCUUCCAAAAAACCCAAUCAGAAUACGAAUUCUCAGCCUGCCAAAUUCGGUAUACAACAUUUUUGGGGCCGCUUAACGCAAAAUGGUUCUCAAAACACUGAUUCUCAAACCACAGAACAAUCUUCUAGGAUCUCAGAAAUCGCUAUUCCUGACAAGCCUUCGGAAGCUCCAUAUGACCAGGUCCCAGACGAGCCUAAGCUCACGGAAGAGGUCCCAUGUGAUCAGCUGCUUAAGGAUCCUCAGCGGACCCCGGUGCUUGACAAGUACUCAGUAGAUGCAAACAAUGGGCGAUCUUGCGAGACUGAGAUAAUUGAUGAGCAAGAGUGUACUCCAGAAGCUCAUAUUCGUGUGGGUUUCGGAUCGAGAUUGGGUACGGUAUCUGGCAGCGGCUCUGCAGAGCAACGCAAAUGCGUCAAGCGCUCACCUGCGUUGACCCAAGAUGAUGGAGUGGAUGACGUCAAAUACAAAAAGACUCCAGUCAUGGUUCGCCUCGAAUCUAUUACAAAAAGAAGAUGCACAAGAAAUCCGAUUCAGCUAAAUGCUCAUCAGCUCAAUUGCACUCCAAUCCGUGCAUGCAUGGAGAAAAAGGAUAUGAGCACAAUUUUGAAUGAUGCUUCAAAACUUAAUUGCACUCCUGUUUCAGAGGAUAAGAGCUCUUCAAGUCUUGCUGGAAAAGUUCAGCAGUGGCUUUCCAGCCCUGGAGUGAGAGCAUUUGAGACAUCCAAAUUACUGUCAAAAGAGUGCUCCUCAGAUUUAAGUAAUAAAAAUAAAGAGAACAUUUUGACACAUAUCAAUGUAGAUUUGCAGGCUUCUCAGACUCCAAUUAAAAAAAAUAAAUACAAACAGAAAGUUGCAAGGCACAACAGAAAGGCACUGAUUGAACUAAUUGAUGAAGUUGAAAAUGUUCUGAGUGAUUCUUCAUUAGUGACUAAGGAUGAAAAUAUUGCUGAGAAACAGCCUAUGGAAGAAGGUGCAUCUGGUAGUUCAACUGUUAUAGGUGUUUCAGGAUUUUCAAGAGAGGAAAUUAACCUAGACUUUGGAUGCCAGAAUAUCUCUGUGGAGCCUUCCAUAUCUUCAACAUUUAUUGAGAAACCUUUCAGCACUAGUGAGAAUGGGGUUUCUUUCCUUGAAGAACAUGAUAGUUCCAUAUUUCAAAAUAGUCUUGUCAACUCUUCAGUAUCCCAGGAGAGAUUUGAUGCCAUGGACCAAGAUAUUUGUUUACUAAAACCAUCAAGCAAUACGAAUGGUGUUCAUCAAAAUAUGCAUUUUCUUGUACUGGAAGUUGCAGAUAUGGAAUCAAAUGCAAAUGAAUCUGUUACAAGGUCUUCAGUUAAGGUUUUACGCUUAUUAAAUGAACAAAGUGGGCUUGAGCGAAUUUUACAUCUGUGUGAUGAAUGGUCAUACAGUGUGAUUAGACCAGGUGAUACAGUGAAUGUGAUUGGCGAGUUUGAUUCUCAAGGAAAAUGUGUCAUCGAUCAUGAAAAUAAUAUUCUCAUUGUCCAUCCAGAUUUAUUGAUAUCAGGAUCUAGGGUAGGAACUAGUUUCAGUUGUCCAAGGCGAGCAGUUUUAGAUGAAAGGAUCAAGUCCUUUGAUCUUUCAGCUGCCGCACUGAUGGGAACCAUGCUGCACCAGAUUUUUCAGGUGGGAUUAGUUCAUGAAACUCCAAGCAAAAAAUUAUUAGAACAGCAAGCAAGAACUAUACUACAAACAUAUAUUGAUAGCAUAUAUGCUACGGGAGGCAAUGAGGUGGAAAUAUACACAAAGUUAAUUGGUGCUAUUCCCACAAUCUUAAAUUGGAUUGACACAUUCAAGUGUAAAUCAAUAUCAACAAUGCCCACAAUUGAUUUUGGUCGCAAGGGUGGGGAAAAACAAUUGUCAGUUUCUGAGGUUGUUGAUAUUGAGGAGAUGGUUUGGUCCCCUAAGUAUGGAUUGAAAGGCAUGAUUGAUGCUUCAUUACGAGUAAAGUUUGAUUCCCAUGGUUCUUUACCAGAGCAAGUUAUAAUGCCAUUGGAGUUCAAGACAGGCAGGGGAACAACUGGACAAGCUGCUAUGGAACAUCGUGCACAAGUGAUCUUGUACACUCUUCUCAUGUCUGACAGGUAUAUGCAAGAUAUUGGUUCUGGCCUCCUUUACUAUCUGCAUACAAAUCAAACACAGGGAGUGGCCGUUCAGCAUGCAGAUCUCAUUGGUCUUAUGAUGCGGAGGAAUGACCAUGCAUCCAAUCUAUUAGCAGCAUCAUCAACACAGUUGUUGCCUCCAAUGCUAAAGAGCUAUAGCAUGUGUCAAGGUUGUCGGCAUCUUGAUGCAUGUACUGUUUAUCAUAAGGUUCAAGAGGGAGGCACUGUGGAAAGCAGUGGGCUAGGUGAUAUGUUCGAUUCUCAUGUUAGGCAUCUUAGUAAUGCUGAUUGUGAUUUCCUUCGUCACUGGAACCAACUGAUUGACUUGGAAGCUCAGGAUUCACAGGUGGCUUGCAGUGAAAUAUGGAGAAAGCCUAGUUCACAGCGUGAGGAAGAAGGUGGUUGUCUUUCUUCCAUGGUUCUUGAUAGUUCAUCUAACCGCAUAGGAGAGACACAUGGAAAAAGUGGCCAAUACAUUUACUGCUUCUGUCGGAAGGAUUCAUAUGUUUGUAAGAAAACUUAUUCAGUAAUGCAGAAGAAUGAUGAUGCUAUGCCCUGUGCUCGUCCUGCGAGUUUUCUUGAGCGAGCAUUUAAAUGUGCUGAUCAUGUGAUACUAAGCACCGAAAGUGGGCAUGUAGCAGUUGCAAGUGGAUUCAUUAUAGAAAUUACACACUCCUCCAUUACUAUUUCUCUAUCACAUCAGCUAAGGUUGGCAGGCUAUAGAGAGGAUGAAUUGAGUAAACUGUUAUGGCGGAUUGACAAAGAUGAAGCAGCAUCUUCAUAUGCAAUAAUGAGGUUCAAUUUGCUGCAGCUGUUUGUAAAAAGCAAUUGUGAUGAUCAUCGUAGGAAACUCAUAGUUGACUUGCAGCCACCUAGGUUUGAUAGUGGAACGAUCCUCAGUCAGGACCCAGCAGUUCUGUAUGCCAGAUCUGCAAAGGAUCUGAAUGGUGAUCAAUGUCGAGCAAUACAUAAGAUGCUUUCAGCAAAGGACUAUGCACUUAUUUUGGGAAUGCCAGGGACGGGGAAGACUUCUACUAUGGUGCAUGCUGUGAAAGCACUUCUUGCACGUGGCUCUUCAAUUUUGCUCACAUCCUACACAAAUUCAGCGGUUGAUAAUUUACUACUAAAAUUGAAAGAUCAGGGAAUAGAAUUUUUACGGCUUGGUAGAAAUACAGCAAUACAUAAAGAUAUACAUGAGUACACAAUUUCAGGAAUGGGGAUAAAUUCUGUCAAGGAGCUAGAAGCACGAAUCAACCAAGCUUGUGUUGUUGGAGUGACAUGCCUUGGAAUAGGGCAUCCUUUACUUGCAAAGAAAAGGUUUGAUGUUUGCAUUGUGGAUGAGGCUGGUCAGAUCACUUUACCCGUAUGCUUGGGGCCUAUAAUGUAUGCACGUACCUUUGUCCUUGUAGGUGAUCAUUACCAGCUUCCUCCAUUGGUUCGGAGUGCGGAAGCAAGAGAGAAUGGUAUGGGCAUCAGUUUAUUUCGCAGGCUUUCUGAAGCUCACCCCCAAGCUGUGUCUGCUUUGCAAUGCCAGUAUCGAAUGUGUGCUGGUGUGAUGAAGCUGUCCAAUGUGUUAAUCUAUGGUAACAGAUUACGUUGUGGGUCGUCUGCAGUGGCAGACGCUCGACUUGAGAUUAAAGGGGUAUCUAAACAAAGUCUGUGGCUACGAGAGGUUUUGGAUCCAAACAGAUCAGUAUUUUUUCUCAAUACAGAUUUAUUGUCAGCUCCAGAAACAAAAGUGCACAAUGCUAUAAAUAAUCCUACAGAGGCAUCUUUUCUUUUGAAGAUUGUUGAAGCACUUGUGAAUGGAGGUGUAUGUGUGAAUGAUGUUGGUGUAAUCAGUCCCUACAAUUCACAAGUGAACCUCAUUCGAAGAUUUGCAGUUGAAGCGCAAUUACCCUCAUUAGAAGUGCACACUAUUGAUAAAUAUCAGGGAAGGGACAAGGACUGCAUAUUGGUUUCAUUUGUAAGAUCAAACAACCAUACCAAAAGCUCUGGCUUGUCAUUGUUGGCUGAUUGGCAUCGAAUCAACGUGGCAAUAACUCGUGCAAAGAAAAAGUUGAUAAUGAUUGGAUCGCAGAAAACCCUAUCAGGAACACCAUUAUUGAGACUUCUAAUUGAGCAAGUGGAGCAAGAUAAUGGUCUUUUGCAUCUACCGCAGGAAACACUUUUAUCUCCAUGGUUAAAAAGAUGUGGAACAAAGUCUUAGGAUUGCUCUUCAAGAACCACCUUGUAAUCUAAUCAUAUACACCAUUUGUGGAUUCAAAUGGAUUUCAUGAAGGGUUUCUUGUAUCUAUUCUUGGUCCAAGUGUUAAUUCCUUUUCAGAAUUUUAAAUAUAAUUUUUAAUUGUAUCAUUUUGACUGGAAGAUUUCCAUUGUAUCAUUUUGACUGGAAAAUUCCAAUUAUAUCAUUUUGAGUGGAAGAUUCCCCUUGCGGUAUAACCUAUGGUUUAUACCACAACAGAGUUAUCUCUUUCACAUGAAUUGGACCUGGCCUCAUCUGUUGAAGAACAGUGUACAAUUUGAUGUAAUAUUUUAUCUAUUGAGGUUGACGCACCCAGGCUGAAUGUGUUGCAUUACUUAA
This is a messenger RNA of Cryptomeria japonica (Japanese cedar), 4918 nucleotides long. Its product is annotated as DNA replication ATP-dependent helicase/nuclease JHS1. Gene Ontology annotation, biological process: replication fork reversal. Gene Ontology annotation, cellular component: cytoplasm. The transcript has 34 exons. Lineage: Eukaryota; Viridiplantae; Streptophyta; Pinopsida; Cupressales; Cupressaceae. The record is from RefSeq and is a predicted model, not a curated record. Gene Ontology annotation, molecular function: single-stranded DNA helicase activity; 5'-flap endonuclease activity. The coding region runs from base 146 to 4543 and encodes 1465 amino acids.